AUGCUCGGUAGAUCCAGCAGACCGCGUGGCCGCGACGAUGAGGGUGGCGUCAACCAGCCACUGCUCGACGAUUCCGACGAAGACCUUCCUCCCCACUCCGAUGGCAACGUGCUAUUCUCCGUGGACGAUGGGUCGGACGACGAACUCCACCAACGUUUGGACGAAGACAUACUGCUCGGGAACGUGAACCCUCACGCAGACGAUGGGAAGCCGGGGCAUAGUGUGCGGUUCCAGGACGAGGUACAGGUCAUCACACCAUCACUUCGUUCUACGUCUCAAAGCCGAGAAACUGAAUAUGAGCUGGAUGACGACGACCUUGACGGGGUCGCGUUAUCCCAGCUCCAAACCAACGUACAGGAGCGUGGUGGGCGAACAGGCUCGCGGUCUCGGGAGCAAGCCAUGCCACUGCUAGUGGGCCUUAUGGACGCAUCUACCGUACGGAGAAGCGUAGAUGGCCCGUCGGAGGCGUACAACGAAACUCGAAUAGAUUUGGAGGAGCUCGCAGCGAAACAAACGGCUGGUGGAGGACUGCUGGACUCCAUUGCGAAUAUGGCGAACUCGAUUCUGGGCGCAGGAAUCAUCGGACUGCCAUAUGCUAUACGACAAGCGGGCUUCGUUACGGGGCUAGUGUUACUUGUCGUUCUAUGCGGAGUCACCGACUGGACAAUCCGCUUGAUUGUCCUGAACGCGAAGCUAAGCGGGCAACACUCGUACAUUGGGAUCAUGAAUGCCUGUUUUGGGUCAAGUGGGCGAGCAGCUGUGUCAUUCUUCCAAUUUGCGUUUGCAUUCGGAGGUAUGUGUGCAUUCGGAAUCAUCAUCGGCGAUUCGAUACCCCACGUCAUUCGUUCGAUAUUCCCCACUCUCUACAAGGUUCCCAUCCUCAACCUCCUCACCAAGCGCCAGUUCGUCAUUGCAUUGUGCACAAUAUGCGUCUCCUACCCUCUCUCCCUCUACCGCGACAUCCACAAACUCGCGCGAGCAUCAGGGCUCGCGCUGAUUGGCAUGGUCGUUAUCGUUCUCGCCGUUCUCAUUGAAGGCCCACAAGUUCCUGACGAACUCAAAGGUGAUCCUAAUGUUCGCUUCACCUUCAUCGGAGACGGCAUAUUCCAAGCUAUUGGGGUCAUCAGCUUCGCAUUCGUCUGUCACCACAACACCCUUCUCAUCUACGGAAGUUUGAAGACACCAACGCUGGACAGGUUCAACAGGGUGACGCAUAUAUCCACGUUGAUCUCCCUUCUAGCGUGUUGCACGCUCGCGAUCUCCGCCUAUGUUGUCUUCACGGACCGGACACAAGGAAACAUCCUGAACAACUUUGGCGCGAACGACACCCUCAUCAACGUCGCACGCUUCUGUUUUGGGCUCAACAUGUUUACGACCCUCCCUCUCGAGCUCUUCGUCUGCCGCGAGGUCAUCGAGCAGUACUUCUUCGAGAACGAGCCCUUCCACAUGCAACGCCACGUGUUCUUCACGACUGCUAUCCUCUGCUCCGCCAUGAUCAUCUCCCUCGUAACCUGUGACCUCGGCGUCAUGCUCGAGAUCACCGGCGGCGCCUCCGCGACAGCCCUCGCCUUCAUCUUCCCCGCCGCCUGCUACCUCAAACUCUCUGCACCCGAAGUGCCCAUCUACGCCCGCCAAAAGCUCCCCGCGCUCGUGUGCGCCGUCUUCGGCGUCGUCGUCCUCUCCAUCUCUCUCUUCCUUGCCCUUGGGAAGGCGUGGACCCCCGCCGGGAGUGCGACGAUCUGUCUGUAG
Epithele typhae is the source of this 1749-nucleotide messenger RNA. Its product is annotated as amino acid transporter. The transcript has 8 exons. The coding region runs from base 1 to 1749 and encodes 582 amino acids. Gene Ontology annotation, molecular function: amino acid transmembrane transporter activity. Gene Ontology annotation, biological process: amino acid transmembrane transport. The record is from RefSeq and is a predicted model, not a curated record. Lineage: Eukaryota; Fungi; Basidiomycota; Agaricomycetes; Polyporales; Epitheliaceae. Gene Ontology annotation, cellular component: endoplasmic reticulum.